AGGUGGAUGGUGGGAUCAUGGAGGGGGGUGGUCAGAUCCUGCGCGUCUCUACGGCCCUGAGCUGCCUGCUGGGGCUGCCCCUGCGGGUGCGGAAGAUCCGGGCUGGGAGGAGUCAGCCCGGCCUUAGGCCUCAACAUCUGUCUGGACUAGAGAUGAUUCGAGAUUUAUGUGAAGGGCAGCUGGAAGGAGGAGAAAUUGGUUCAACAGAAAUAACCUUCACCCCUGGGAAGAUUAAAGGUGGAACCCACAUAGCAGAUACCAAAACAGCAGGGAGUGUAUGCUUACUGAUGCAGGUAGCAAUGCCCUGUGUGCUUUUUGCUGCUUCCCCUUCAGAACUUCGUUUGAAAGGUGGUACCAAUGCUGAGAUGGCUCCACAGAUAGACUACACAGUGAUGGUCUUUAAGCCAAUUGCUGAAAAGUUCAAUUUCAUGUUUGACUGUGAUAUAAAGAAGAGGGGCUACUAUCCCCAAGGUGGUGGUGAGGUGAUAGUCCGAAUGUCACCAGUCAAACAGCUAAGUCCAAUAAACUUGACUGAACGUGGUACUGUGACAAAGAUAUAUGGAAGAGCAUUUGUGGCUGGAGUCUUGCCAAUUAAACUGGCAAAAGAGAUGUCAUCAGCUGCAGUGAGAUGCAUCAGAAAAGAAAUCCGGGAUCUUUACAUUAACAUUCAGCCUGUUCAAGAACCUGAUAAUCAAGCCUUUGGAAAUGGAAGUGGAAUAAUUAUUGUUGCAGAGACUUCCACAGGUUGUCUGUUAGCUGGAUCAUCCCUUGGUAAAAGAGGUAAGAAUUCUGACAAGGUUGGCAUUGAAGCUGCUGAGAUGCUGCUUAGAAAUCUUAAACAUGGUGGAGCUGUGGAUGACUAUUUACAAGAUCAGUUGAUCAUUUUCAUGGCAUUGGCCAACGGGGUGUCUAGAAUAAAAAGUGGACCAAUUACCCUUCAUACCCAAACUGCUAUACAUUUUGCAGAGCAGCUAACAAAGGCCAAAUUUACUGUGACAAAAUCGGAAGAGGAAGAUUCCACUAAAGAUGCCUACAUUAUUGAGUGCCAAGGAAUGGGGAUGAUGAACUCAAGCUUGUAGUUUUUGGGUUUGCUUUUGUUUCACAAAAAAAAAAAGAUACCUCAGUGAUGUGUGUUGCACUACAUGUUAGUUGGCAUAUGAAACAGUGGUGAACAGAGGAAUACUUUAUCAUACCUAAUAUGUUCAAUUUAACUUUGAAGAUGAAGUGUAGUUUUUUCUUGUUGAGCUCAGAGCACUCCAUCAUGUUUUCCUUUGAUUGUUAACAGUAAAAUGAGUACAGAUGGGACAGCAACUGGGAUAAACUGCAUGCGUUUGGGGAGCUAAAAUAUAAUUGAGUAGCUUUAAAAAUACAUGUGCACCAGACUUCAACUAUUUAAACAUGACACAUCCAUGCCUCUUGAAGCAUGUAAGUUUUUAUCAUUUGGGAACCACUACGUUACUUACGUCUGAAGAGUAGGGAUAGAGUAGUGUAAAGAUACAGGCUGAUGGUGCAUUUCUAUUUCUGUAACCAUUUUGCUGAAAAUUAUUUGGAAAAAGUAAAGCAGUUUCAACAUAUA
This is a messenger RNA of Gavialis gangeticus (Gharial), 1576 nucleotides long. RefSeq names its product RNA 3'-terminal phosphate cyclase (gene RTCA). Lineage: Eukaryota; Metazoa; Chordata; Crocodylia; Gavialidae. Gene Ontology annotation, biological process: RNA processing. Bases 18 to 1079 code for a protein of 353 amino acids. Gene Ontology annotation, molecular function: RNA-3'-phosphate cyclase activity. The record is from RefSeq and is a predicted model, not a curated record. Gene Ontology annotation, cellular component: nucleus. The transcript has 11 exons.